This is a messenger RNA of Vespa mandarinia (Asian giant hornet), 919 nucleotides long. Its product is annotated as ciliary microtubule associated protein 1B. The record is from RefSeq and is a predicted model, not a curated record. NCBI's taxonomy places the organism in Eukaryota, Metazoa, Arthropoda, Insecta, Hymenoptera, Vespidae.
UGUUUUUUUUCUCGUUUAACCAAAAUGGAAUUGAGAUAAAAAUUACAAUAUUUUUUAUGUUUUAUAAAUACAAAAUUUCUUGUCAGAUAUCUAAAUUUAUAAGAAUUUAAUUACAAUGCCUCCUAAGGUAGCCAAAACCGCUAAUAUCAGUGGUGAUACAAUAGAAUCUAAGAAAAUUACGAAUGCAGCGAUUUGCGGGAUACCCUCUCCAGGACCAAAAUACAAAUUGAAAACGCUCGUUGGUCACGAAGAUCAUUGUAUUUCGAAGUAUCGAAAUCCGGCAUACACGUUUGGUAUAAGACGUAUGCCUGAAGACACAUGUAAAAGUCCUGGACCAAAAUAUAUGCUUCCAGAAGAAAAACUAAAAGGUUUUACUCAUGGAUUCUUGUUAAAAACCACAGAUAAAACUUGUGGACCUGGUCCGAAAUAUUUUAUACCAAGUCCCCCAAGCGGUCCUAUGUUUUCUCUAGGAUGGCGUACCAAAUACAGAAGUGAUUGUGCAUCACCUGGACCUUAUGACAUAAAGAGCAUCUUUCCUGGACCAAGCUUUACCAUAGGAAUACGUCUUCCUGAUCUCAAAUGUAUUGGUGGACCAGGACCUUCUGGCAUGUAUACAUUGGAUGUGAUUAAACCAAGAUCACCAAUGUUUAGUUUAGGUUUUCUUCAUCCCGAUAAAGAUAUCUGUAAGAGUCCAGGACCUAAAUAUGAUCCCAAAUUAUUAGAUCUAUCACCAAAGUUUUCUUUUGGAAUGAAGCAUAGUGUUUGUGCACCACCGUACAUAGUCGAGUGUGAUGACAAAUGUUAAACGAAAAAUUUAUCGAUCCAAGACUUUUAGAAACUGUUCCGAUUAUUUUUUUCUAAUAGAAAACUGCCGUUCAUAUGAACUAUCAUCAAUAAAGUAAAUAAUUUUAGUAAAUAA